AAAUCGUGCACUUUUUUUUUACUUUGCGUAUAGUAAAUACUCAAAAUGAAUCCUAAUAUGAAUAUGAUGCAGAUGUCUGGACCUCCCAUGAUGCAAGUCUCGCCAAUGAUGCAGUCAUCGCCGCAACCCAUGAUGCCCACCGGUCCGUCCGGCCCAGUGCCAAUGCAGCAGCAGCAGCAGCAUCAACAACAGCAGCAGCAGCAGCAGCAACAACAACAACAGCAACAACAGCAGCAGCAAGCCGAAAAGCUAGACAACAUAUCGAGAGUGAAGACUCUGCUGGGACCAUUGCGAGAGUCUAUGUUCCUAACCAUUCGGUCCAGUGCCUUCACUCUGCAGCAAAACAAUUUGGCGGACAAUCUGAAGCGGGACAAUGGCGGCCAUGGUCAUGUGCCCCGCUUUGACAAGCACCUGGAGGACUUUUACGCGUACUGUGAUCAAAUGGAACUGCAUCUCAAAACGGCCAUCCAAUGCAUGCAGCAGCUAAACUCGUCCCAGCAUUAUUUGCCCGGCGCUGUGACGGCCAUUCGAAUGGACAAUUUUAUACCGGACAAUCCGGCUGGACCUAUUCCAUAUCCCACUUAUCUAAACACAGUUCGUGUUCACGUGCAGUCGGCGAAGGAUAUCCACGACACACUAAUCAGUGCAGCUCAAAAUAUAUCUCAGGCCGAUUGAUAAUUAGA
Messenger RNA from Drosophila navojoa, 683 nucleotides. It is a transcript of the gene ix, whose product is annotated as mediator complex subunit intersex. The record is from RefSeq and is a predicted model, not a curated record. Gene Ontology annotation, cellular component: mediator complex. NCBI's taxonomy places the organism in Eukaryota, Metazoa, Arthropoda, Insecta, Diptera, Drosophilidae. Gene Ontology annotation, biological process: regulation of transcription by RNA polymerase II. Gene Ontology annotation, molecular function: transcription factor binding; transcription coregulator activity.